Fomitopsis serialis is the source of this 954-nucleotide messenger RNA. RefSeq lists its product as uncharacterized. NCBI's taxonomy places the organism in Eukaryota, Fungi, Basidiomycota, Agaricomycetes, Polyporales, Fomitopsidaceae. Gene Ontology annotation, molecular function: calcium ion binding. The transcript is spliced from 7 exons. The record is from RefSeq and is a predicted model, not a curated record. The coding region runs from base 125 to 817 and encodes 230 amino acids.
CUUGGCGCAAUUGUGGCGGUCCACCAAACCGAUACAUACAUAAUCCUCCACCUCACCGCGCUGCCCUUGCUCUCGACAUUCAUCUUCACCGAGACAAACCGUACCAACUGCAACAGAACUGAUUAUGUCUUACGGCUAUGGUGGCGGAUAUGCACCUCCGACUGGCGCGCCGCCGGGGUACGGAGGUGGUGGAUAUGGAGCAGGAGGCGACCAAGGACACAGGGGAUACGGAGCCGGAGCCGAACCUGGAGGCUUUGCACCGAGGGGAGCCAGGGGGCCGCCGCCCGGAGUUGAUCCUCAGCUGUGGAACUGGUUCACUGCUGUCGACACGGACGGCAGCGGCCAAAUAAGUGCCCAUGAGCUCCAGAAGGCGCUCAUCAAUGGCGACUGGACGCCCUUUGACCUCGACACCGUGAAGAUGCUGAUGACGAUCUUCGAUGUCGACCGCAGUGGAACCAUCGGCUACAACGAAUUCGCUGGCCUAUGGAAGUACGUCAAAGACUGGCAGAACGUCUACCGCCACUUCGACCGCGACCGCUCCGGCACGAUCGACGUGCGCGAGUUGCGUGACGCCCUUACGCAGUUCGGCUACAACCUCUCCCCGCGCCUGCUCGACCUCGUCGAGCGCAAGUACGACAUCCGUCAAGGCGCCGCUGGUCCCGGCCUCACCGCGGGCAUCACGUUUGACCGCUUCGUGCGCGCGUGCGUCGCCGUGAAGCAGCUCACGGAGUCGUUCCAGCGCCUCGACACCAACCGCAGUGGGUGGGUGCAGCUGAACUACGAUCAGUUUAUGGCCACCGUGCUAUCUGCCCCGUGAACGGUUGUUAUUUGAAUGAACGAGCUGUCGGGCCGCUGCAGACAUGAUGAAGGGCAGGAGAAGAAUUUGAGGCUCAGAUCUACAUACGAUGUACGAUACAGUAAUGUGAAAUGCGAUCGUUCCGUCCUUCCCUCCCG